Eublepharis macularius is the source of this 1121-nucleotide messenger RNA. Its product is annotated as probable G-protein coupled receptor 34. The record is from RefSeq and is a predicted model, not a curated record. Gene Ontology annotation, biological process: G protein-coupled receptor signaling pathway. Gene Ontology annotation, molecular function: oxysterol binding; G protein-coupled receptor activity. NCBI's taxonomy places the organism in Eukaryota, Metazoa, Chordata, Lepidosauria, Squamata, Eublepharidae. The transcript is spliced from 2 exons. Gene Ontology annotation, cellular component: membrane. Bases 72 to 1121 code for a protein of 349 amino acids.
ACUUGGGUGCUAACUCCACUCAGUCCAGCAGCGCCGGCACCUUCCCCCAAGGACCUCAUGGCAGUCCAGCGAUGAGUACUACUUUCGUUAUUGGUGAAUCCCCAGGGAAUGGCUCAGCUUGCCAAAUCCAGGACGACCUCUUAGCAGUGACGCUGCCUGUGAUGUAUUCCAUCAUCUCCCUCUUGGGCUUCUUCUGCAAUGCGCUGGCCCUCUGGGUGUUCUAUUUUGGCACGCAGAAGAAAAACUCCAUCACUGUGUACAUGAAGAACCUCGCCCUGGCAGACCUCUUCCUUGCCCUGUGCCUGCCUUUCCGGGCAGCAUAUCAAAACCACAGUGGCCCUCCCGAGCUCUGCAAGGUGGUUGGCAUCAUCUUCUACCUUACCAUGUAUGUCAGCAUCGGGCUCCUCAGUCUGAUCAGCCUGGAUCGCUACCUGAAGAUCAUCCGGCCCCUCCAACAAUUCCGGAUCCACGCUGUGACUCACAGCACCACUGCUUCCAGACUGGUAUGGCUGCUCUGCAGUGCCACGAUGCUUCCUUUCUUUUUCGAAGGCCGCGAGAAAACUGGGCCCUGUGCCCACAAAUGCUUCCAUUUUAAGAACAGAAGUGAGCUGGGGGCAACACUCAAUCUGGUGGCAGUGGCCACUUUCUUUGUCCUACUGAUUUUUUUCCUGUACUCCUACGGCAAAAUCUCCCUCAAGCUCCACAAAGUCUCCUUAAGGAAAACACAGCAGCAGAGCAAAAAGACUAGUGCUAGAGUCAUACCCAAGACCUUUGUUGUCCUUGCCAUUUUCAUAAUAUGCUUCACCCCCUACCAUGUGGUCCGAGUACCCUACAUUCUUGCCCAGGUAAAGAUCAUCUCUGAUCCAAGGAGUGUACAAGCCCUCCACCUUACUAACGAACUUGUUCUCUGUAUCUCGGCCCUCAACUGCUGCUUUGACCCAGUGAUUUUCUUCUUCCUCUCCAGCAGUUUCAAGAGAGCUGUGCUGGCGGCUCUGCGUGGGAAACUGAAAGCAGUAUUUCAGAAGAAUGAGGGAGUCUUAAACACUAGAAAAUCCAUCACAGACUCUCGAGUCCAGAGAUCGGAGUUACAGGUUGAGGAAGGACCUCUGGAGAGGCAGUGA